Molecule: messenger RNA, 1007 nt
Organism: Mytilus trossulus (common blue mussel)
Lineage: Eukaryota; Metazoa; Mollusca; Bivalvia; Mytilida; Mytilidae
Product: fibrinogen C domain-containing protein 1-B-like
Exons: 5
Coding region: 30-1007 (325 amino acids)
Source: RefSeq, a predicted model, not a curated record
CGAGUUGUAAGUUGUAAAAUACAUAAAAGAUGUCCCUCCUUACAAAGACUUACGGUUUACUUAUUACCUUAGUUCUUUGCGCUUUUGUGUUGACAGCUGAUACGUUUACAGAGUAUUUUGGGAUGAACAUUAAGGAUACCUUACAUGUUAGAUUAUUCACAGGUGUGUCGGAAGUGCAAUGUUCGUAUUCAUGCUUCGCAAACGAAGGCUGUUGUGCUUCGGGUUAUAACAAAGUUUUGAUGGAGUGCAGAAUGGACCUAUCUUAUAACUGUUGUCCUCCAAAUGAAACAAAUCUACACUGGAAUACUCUGUACAGAGAUAAUUUUCCUCCACCAAAAGAUUGCGGUGACAUAAAAGGUUUAAGUGGAGUGUACACCAUCAACCCUGAUAGAGAUAGUUGUGGUUUUAGUGUCUACUGUGACAUGACUACAGAUGGCGGAGGUUGGACAGUAUUCCAGAAUAGAAUAAAUGGUAACGUAGACUUUUAUAGAAUAUGGGAGGAGUUUGAAUUAGGAUUUGGUGACAUUGAGACUGAAUUCUGGCUAGGAAAUGCAAAAGUGCAUCAACUUACAUCCAGCAAUGCAUACACCCUUAGGGUUGUUUUAGAAGAUUUUGAUAACGAGACACGUUAUGCAGAAUACCAAUCCUUUGUCAUAGGGAGUGCGCCAUCUAAAUACGCAAUAACUGUCAGUGGUUAUAGUGGCGACGCAGGUAAAUAUGCAAUAUCAAUCAGUGAUUAUAGUGGCGAUGCAGGAGACAGUCUUUCUUACUCAAAUGGUAUGAAAUUUACAACUUCUGAUCAGAAAAACAACCCCUACACUGGGUACGGAAACUGUGCUACAUAUUUCCAUGGUGCUUGGUGGCAUAAGACUUGUCACCAUAGCAAUCUGAAUGGCGGAUAUUUGGCAGGAGAUCACGCAUCGUUCGCAGAUGGAAUGAAUUGGUACACAUGGCGGGGUUUGCAAUACUCUUACAAGUCGACCAGAAUGAUGAUACGAAGACAGUAG